AUGCAUCGUGUGGACAGUGCUGGUGUGCUCUCCAGGAUGACCCGCCUGGGAUGUGUGGUGAGGAGGACCUACACGGUUCCUUAUCUAAAGUACAUGGUCCAUGUUGACACCAAUCACAAGCUGAUUAGCUACAACUUUGUCAUUUUUGGGGGAAUAGACGGGUAUUCAAGGAAGAUUAUGUACCUGAAGGUAGCAGACAACAACAGGUCUGACACCCACUUGGCCUUCUUCAAUGAAGCUGUGAGGGAAUAUGGAUUUCCUCUGAGAGUGAGAGGAGAUCACGGAGGAGAAAAUGUAGGUGUGGCAGAACUGAUGUUCUCAGUUCGUGGAACUGACAUCAACAGCUUCAUUGCAGGGAAAAGCGUUCACAAUCAACGAAUUGAACGGCUCUGGCGUGAUGUGUUCAUGAGUGUCACAGGAGUUUAUUACAACAUCCUGCACUCUCUUGAGGAACAGAACCUCCUGGACAUCAGCAACAUCCAGCACAUAUUCUGCUGCGACUACGUGUUCCAGCCACGCAUCCAAGCCAGCUUGGACGUCUUCACUGAGGCAUGGGCCAACCAUCCCAUCAGGACAGAACAAAACCUGACACCCAAUCAGUUGUGGCAGGUGGGCCAGGCCCUAAAUCCUGUUACUGAUCCAGAGCGGUGCUCAUUGGAUUGA
Messenger RNA from Epinephelus moara (kelp grouper), 663 nucleotides. RefSeq lists its product as uncharacterized. The transcript has 6 exons. The record is from RefSeq and is a predicted model, not a curated record. Gene Ontology annotation, molecular function: nucleic acid binding. Bases 1 to 663 code for a protein of 220 amino acids. NCBI's taxonomy places the organism in Eukaryota, Metazoa, Chordata, Actinopteri, Perciformes, Serranidae.